UACGCACACAUCGAACACUACUUUGAGACCGUCGCGCAGUUCACAUCCAUGUCGUGAUUUUUGUUAUUUUCGUUGUUUUCGUCCGAGAAACUUGCAAUUACCCUUUGCCGGCGCUGUGCGAUAAGCUGGAUGUAAUUAAAUAGAGCACAGGAAAUGCCCAGAGUUCCGAAAAACAAAAUAGGAUCAUAGUUUUACCCCCUAGGCGUGUGUGUGUGAUUUUGCGUGAGCCUGUGUUGGGACCGAAUAACUGGACUUUCCGAAUUUGCGCAGUUCCAGCGAAAGCUAACGGGCCUUCCAGUUCGAGUCACUGAAUUGCGGAGCUUCGAAAUUACGGGUUACGGAAUAGCAAUGGCCCGCGACACCCAAGGAACCCAGGGUACCCAGAGCCAGGCCUCCAACAUCUGGACCCAAGUGGAGAGCCAGCCCAUGGAGAAGAUCGUCUGGGGCCGUUUGUACGGCAAGAACAUCAAGAUCAAAUCGCUGGAUCUCAACAAUGACGAGUUCAGCGCAGGACGAGGGGAGGCCAACGAUUUGAUCCUCACGCUCAACGAUUUGCCCGAGAAGAUCCUGACGCGCAUUUCCAAAGUGCAUUUUACCAUCAAGCGGGCCAAUUGCGAGCUCUCCAAUCCAGUUUACAUACACGAUCUCUCGCGCAACGGGACGUUUGUCAAUAAUGAAAAAAUUGGAACAAACAGGAAGCGAAUCUUGAAGAACGACGACGUAAUUUCCCUGUCCCACCCCACUUAUAAAGCCUUUGUAUUCAAGGAUCUCAGCCCGAAUGAGUCUCUCGGCCUGCCCGAGGAGAUUAACAAAACGUAUUAUGUAAAUCGCAAGCUGGGCUCGGGGGCGUAUGGAUUGGUGCGUCUGGUCUAUGACACCCGCACCUGCCAGCAGUAUGCGAUGAAAAUCGUGAAGAAGAACAUGCUGUCUGGCAGUGCGCGACCCAGCACAAAUUUCAGCGAUCCCGACAGGGUGCUAAACGAGGCCAAGAUUAUGAAGAACCUUACCCACCCGUGCGUGGUUCGAAUGCACGACAUCGUGGACAAACCGGACUCGGUCUACAUGGUGCUGGAGUUUAUGCGGGGCGGUGACUUGCUUAAUCGGAUCAUCAGCAACAAGCUGCUGAGCGAGGAGACAUCAAAGCUGUAUUUUUACCAAAUGUGCCAUGCCGUCAAGUACCUACACGACCGGGGCAUCACCCAUCGCGACCUGAAGCCAGACAAUGUCUUGCUAGAGACCAACGACGAGGAGACCCUGCUGAAAGUCUCCGAUUUUGGGCUGAGCAAGUUCGUCCAAAAGGACUCUGUGAUGCGAACACUCUGUGGCACUCCCCUCUACGUGGCCCCCGAGGUUCUGAUAACCGGCGGCCGAGAGGCCUACACCAGGAAAGUGGACAUCUGGAGUCUGGGAGUGGUGCUCUUUACUUGCCUGAGUGGCACCCUGCCCUUCUCAGACGAGUACGGAACACCGGCGGCCCAGCAAAUCAAGAAGGGCAGGUUCGCUUACGGACACCCGGCAUGGAAGGGUGUAUCGCAACGCGCCAAGCUGCUAAUCAACCAAAUGCUCAUUGUGGAUCCCGAAAGGCGACCCUCAAUCGAUGACGUCCUGCAGUGCAGCUGGCUGCGGGACACGCAAAUGCUGCAGAAGGCAAAGAGACUUAUGAAGCUUGACGGCAUGAAGAUCGAGGAGGAGAACAACUUUCUCGAGCCGCCAACCAAGCGAUCGCGACGCUAAGUUUAGUUUCUUAAUUUCUAUCGUUAAUACUGCCUAGGGGUCGAGGCGUGAAAAGGUUUUAAUUUUCUGGAAAAAUUAAGCGACAACAUUUUUCCCAAAUCGCCGGCACCGCAGCAUCCGAGUGUAUUGGCAAAUCAAUGAUUUUUUUGCGGUUGUUUAUUUUUACGUGUUGUCUAGUGUAAGUUUCAUCAUUCAAGCCCGAAUAUUCCUGUUAAACUGCAUUUAUUACUGGGCCUUUGCAUUCAUAACUAUUUUAAGCUUCUUAUCGCCCUGAAUUCAGCCAUUCCGUUGAAAUAUAAUUACGAUAUAUUACCGGUAAUUGUUAAGGAACUAAAAGUGCUAUUUGUAAGAACUUCAUUUGACUCUUCAUCGAACACUAAGCUUUUUGAAAUAAAGCGUCUGAAAUUGUUUCAGUAAUAUUAUA
Messenger RNA from Drosophila biarmipes, 2158 nucleotides. RefSeq names its product ovarian-specific serine/threonine-protein kinase Lok (gene lok). NCBI's taxonomy places the organism in Eukaryota, Metazoa, Arthropoda, Insecta, Diptera, Drosophilidae. Gene Ontology annotation, molecular function: protein binding; ATP binding; protein serine/threonine kinase activity. The record is from RefSeq and is a predicted model, not a curated record. The coding region runs from base 349 to 1734 and encodes 461 amino acids. The transcript is spliced from 6 exons. Gene Ontology annotation, cellular component: cytoplasm; nucleus. Gene Ontology annotation, biological process: mitotic DNA damage checkpoint signaling; protein phosphorylation.